Peronospora farinosa is the source of this 1086-nucleotide messenger RNA. The record is from the annotation of a GenBank genome assembly. NCBI's taxonomy places the organism in Eukaryota, Oomycota, Peronosporomycetes, Peronosporales, Peronosporaceae.
AUGUCGUCUCUUGCAGCGAAAGUGUUGCUCUUGGGCUCGUCCAUGUCGACGCACUCGCCGCUUUCCAGCGGACAGAAGCUGCUGUUGCCUCGGACGCACGAGGUUAUUGACAAAAGUAGCAGCAACAAUAACAACAGCUCAGUGACGUCAACGCCCAUCGAUGCAGCCAGUUCGAUGCAAUCAAUCGGCAAGACCCAGCCAAUGCCAGUAUCGAAGCUGUUCUCUGAUGCUCUUUCCUAUGCCUUGCCUGUGGCAUACUUCGCACCGUCAUUCAACGUCAACCAGAAGCGGCCAGUUACUCCCGUCCUUCCGGGCGCGACGUCACUCAGCACGUGUAAUUCUGCAUUGUCUUCUGCUAUUACUGCUGCUGCUGCAACCAACGAUUCGUACGCGAUAAAAUCCAAACGCGAGAUUCGCCAGAUGAAGAAUCGGGAGAGUGCUAACAAGAGCCGUCUACGUCGCAAAGCACAGCUAACGAAUCUGACGGCGAGAGUCGCCGAGUUUGAAACGAAGGAGAAGGAGAUGCUGAUCAUCAUUGCAGGUCUGCGAGCUGAGAACAAGUCAUUGCUGGACCAGAACAUGUUUCUGCGCUCGUUGGUAACGAGCUGCAAGCAGGAGCAUGCAUCGUCUCACAGCAACCACCAGCUGGCUGCUUUCGUGUCACUGCCAGAUCAGAGCUGCGUGGCGCUCAACAUGCUGGAGAGUGUCCAGAACAUGGAUGUGGAUGAUGACGCACAGGCUGCGGAUUUGGCUGUCAUGACGCCGCAACCAGACAAACGGCGUACUAUGGCGUCCACGUUAUCAAUGGCAAGUGUGGCGGUGUGUGCGUCCGUGUUUGGAAUCACUGUUUUCGUCGACUGCGAUGGCACUGCCGUCGAUGCGGGCAACAUUCGUGGCGUUGGACGCGUGCUGCAUGAGGUUCCGACGUUGUGUGGACAGUUGGUGUCGUCUUCCGAGUUGGUGUUCGGUGUGUUGCUAAACGUGCUGUCCUUCGUUGUCAUCGUGGCGCUGUAUCAGCUGUGGCAGUCGCAUUCAGCGGGUUUUGUGGUCUUACCAAAGUCUGGACGUCGGCAUGCACAGCAAUAG